Messenger RNA from Aspergillus glaucus CBS 516.65, 1396 nucleotides. RefSeq names its product putative cysteine dioxygenase Cdo1. Bases 466 to 1131 code for a protein of 221 amino acids. The record is from RefSeq and is a predicted model, not a curated record. Gene Ontology annotation, biological process: L-cysteine catabolic process. Gene Ontology annotation, molecular function: ferrous iron binding; cysteine dioxygenase activity. Lineage: Eukaryota; Fungi; Ascomycota; Eurotiomycetes; Eurotiales; Aspergillaceae. The transcript has 5 exons.
CGGUUUAGUCAGGCGGAGUGGCGUGCAUGCCUUGUCGCCUCAGGCGGCGUCAGGCACCCUAACUAUCGCUUAUCUUCGGAUGGCGUGCGAAGUCGCCGUUCUCUCCUGAAGACGCCGACCCGACCGGACUUUUGCGAUUUACUUGCUGCUACAUCUCCUACAUUCUUUUAUCUGUAUACUAUCAGGAGUACCUACACCGCAUUCAUUUGUCUGUAUCACUGCUGAGGAAGGACCGGUGUGACGUAUGUACAAUUCGAUCCUCGAUAUAAAGCGCAAUUGACCUUGUGGUCUGGCUUCGCAAUCCUUCUUUCCUUCCGUCGAUAUACCCCGGACCGCGUUUAUCGGCGAUCUCAGUCCUUAAGUACUACUCUAUCGAUAACCAUAAAUACCUCGAACAUCUAUACCACCUUGCGUGAAACAACCGAACCUACCAAACCCCUACAGAAACCGUUAUCGUCUAUCAACAUGCCCUACAUCAGCAACAGAUCCGCCUCUUCUCCGGUCAUCCCGAACCAGAACCCUACUCCUCCCCCAGACACUGCUUUCGAGAAGCUCAUCCACGAUCUUAGUGCCGCAUUAGGGCCAAGCUCGGGGCUUGAUUCGGAUGACGUCGACCCACUCGAUAUCCAGUGCCUGAUGGGGGACUAUGUCUCCAAUUCGGAGGAAUGGGCACAAUAUGCUUUGGGGGAUAGCAGUCGGCCGUAUACAAGGAACCUCAUUGACGAGGGGAAUGGGAAGAGUAACUUGCUUAUCCUAGUUUGGAGUCCCGGGAAGAGCAGUGUGAUCCACGAUCAUGCCAAUGCGCACUGUGUCAUGAAGAUCCUCAAAGGCACCCUCCAAGAGACCCUCUAUUCGUGGCCAGAUCAGGAGAAGGUCGAGCAUGGACAAGUAUCGCCUCCACAGGUGAGGAGGGAGACUUCUUAUGGCAAAGACCAGGUCACCUACAUGUCCGAUGAAUUGGGUCUUCACAAAAUCUCCAACCCUGAUCCGAACAACUUUGCCGUCUCAUUACACUUGUAUACACCACCUUACGCUGCUUUACACGGUUGCUCCAUCUUUGAUGAGAAAACCGGCAAAGCAAAGCAUAUCAACCAGAACAAUUUCUAUUCGGUACGAGGAGUGCGAAGCUAGAUAGACCGUGCCGCCUGACGAUAUGAUACGACGACCACUUGAUGUUGGCUACGACUGUCCAUUGAUGGAACACUCGACAUGGCUUCUUCGUGGACAUGAUUGGGAGACAUGGAAGAUUACGCCGUAACGAAUUUUGUUUGCUGUGCUUGGCGACUAUUCAUAUGUUUUUGCUUAUCUCUUGAACGGUGUAGUCACUGUUCAAGUGCAAGCAAUUCUGUUAUGCAUUAUUCUUAAUAGUUAGUUUUGUCUAGAAUGGAUACCCACC